Messenger RNA from Diospyros lotus (date-plum), 2082 nucleotides. Its product is annotated as LOB domain-containing protein 4-like. The transcript has 2 exons. NCBI's taxonomy places the organism in Eukaryota, Viridiplantae, Streptophyta, Magnoliopsida, Ericales, Ebenaceae. The coding region runs from base 231 to 734 and encodes 167 amino acids. The record is from RefSeq and is a predicted model, not a curated record.
ACGUCAAUUACCGCGCGCGCCUCCCCCUUUAAACCCUCUUCUCUCUCCGCCCCUGUAAUAAUAUUCAUUGCUCCUCCAAUGUGCUUUAUCUAUCUAGCUUCGUCUUCGUUUUCUAAGCCCCCAAAUUAAGGGUCUCUCUCUCUCUCUCUCUCUCUCUCUCUCUCUCUCUCUCUCUCAUGCAUAUCUGUUGCAGAUAGAGAUAAAACAAUAGUAGAUAGUUAUUGGGAAGAAUGAAGGAGAAUAAAAAUAGUGAUAAUAAUAACAGUGGCAUUAGGAAGCAGAGCGUAGCGGCGUCGCCAUGCGCGGCUUGCAAGCUUCUGAGGAGGAGGUGCUCCGAGGACUGUGUGUUCGCUCCUUACUUCCCCGCCGAAGAGCCUCACAAGUUCGCCAACGUCCACAGAGUCUUCGGUGCGAGCAACGUAAACAAGAUGCUUCAGGAGUUGCCGGAGCACCAACGAGGAGACGCGGUGAGCAGCAUGGUGUACGAAGCCAACGCCAGGGUGCGCGACCCCGUUUACGGCUGCGUCGGCGCCAUUUCCUCUCUCCAGCACCAGAUCGACGUUCUUCAGGCCCAGUUGGCCCUGACCCAGGCCGAGGUGGUCCACCUAAGGCUGCGACAGGCCCAGCCUAUGAUCAACACCACCAGCCCAAGCAGUAGUGGGUCGCCCAAGCCGAAAGACCAUACAUUCUUUGACAUGGACCAGGCCAGCUUGGGGGAAUCCAUUUGGCCAUAGCUUAGCUUCUCUCUCUCUCUCUCUCUCUCUCUAUAUAUAUAUAUAUAUAUAUAAUUGUGUGUGUUGUGCCUCCCCUUAUAAUUAUAUAUAUGUGCUUACGUUAUCAUAUUGUUCAGCACUAGUGAUGGAGGCCAGGCCAUUAACCUACUUCAGUUCUAUUGUCAAGGAGUAACUAUACUGUAAAUGUACCUCAACUUUGUAUGAGCAUUAUUAUACAUAUAGAUAUAUAUUAGAUUGUGUUCAAUAUUUUUUGUGUUUACCUUUUUUACGGAUCUGACCUAUUCGUCCAUUGAUACUUUCUUUGUUUGCUAAGUUCCAUGAUGACCCUUUAUAAGAACUACCGAAAACUCGUAAAAUUCAAACUUUUAAGUACCAAAAUUUACCUAGGCACUUAAUGACGGCUGGGUGGUUGUCACGCAAGGUUACACAACAAGUGCUCAAUUCAAGUGAAUGGAUAGAAUUAAGGAUGAAAAAUAUAACACAAUCAGUAUUAAUUGGGCUCCGAACAAAAGCAUUUGAUACAACUAAACCCAAUUUUACACAUAACCAGUCCACAACCCAAUUUCCCACAAGUCUGUUCCCUCAGGCCCUUCAUCUGCCACUGAGAACGGAAGAAAUAACCAAAACAGGGAGAAAACUGAAAAGAACAGCAACGAGAGGCGUUCAGUUAGACAGUCUUGUCAAUUAGCUCGCCGUUGACCAGCUCUCUGUAGGCGGCCACGGGCCAGCUAAAUCCCCGGAAAACGAGACUGGAAGCCAGAGGCACGUCGAUGAUGAUCUCCUUCUGGGUCGGCUUCUUCUCGUCUCUGAUAGCUAUCAGGUAGCUCCGCCCGACCCACCCGAUCCAGCCAGCGAUGUAGAGGAACAGGAGCCCGGGCGUGAUGAACUCGCCCCAGUGCCUCUGGUCGCCGCUCACGAUGAGGUGCGGCAGCCCGUCGGAGCCGCAGAGCAGCCCCUGCUUGCCGUAGUUGUCGAACCGCCGCUUCGUCUUCUCCAUCGUCGCCUUUAUCGCCAGUGCCGGCGCGCUGUCCGGCGCGUAUAGCUUCAGCGACGACUCCAGCUUCUUCAGCGACUGCUUCUCGCGCUUCGCGAACUGCUUCGACUCCUUGCAGGGGGUCAGCCCGGCGAUGUCCGCCGACGCUGGGGGAGCCGCAGGUCCCACCGCCGCCGACAGCAGGAUGGAGGACAGGGCCACGGCGGCGGAGAAUCCUUUCAGCUUGUCGCCGGAAUCCGGCGACACCUCCUGGUUUGGAGCAGCCGAGCAGACCAAGAACUUAGACCUGGGCUUGCUGCUGCUUAAUCCUUGAACCGGCUUUGCGAGGGGAUUGGAGAGGUUUGUGGGGAUUGU